UACGCUGUACGCCGCGACGGCGAUGUGUACCUCGUCUUCUCCUCAGAAAAAUUAACGUCUCAACCACGACCAUGUACUUUACGUUCGGGACGGACAUCGAUCCUUUUCUAGUGAAAAACUUCAAUGUGCAAUCCACCAUCGGGUUAGUGACGUUAUGCGUUGGUUUGAUAGCAUUGGCGGUGGUCUUCGAGUCACUGAAAACUGUGCAUUUCAUGACGAGGAUUCAUCGACGGUUAUUAUGUUGUAGUCAGCCAGAUUGCAAGGAAUAUAUUAAUAAAGAAGCGUUCAUGGUUACAUUUAGAAUGAAAAUUUUUGACUGCAUUAGAACAUUGGGAGUUUACAUGUUUCAAAUGUUAGUUGGAUAUAUUUUAAUGUGCGCAAUAAUGACAUUCAAUGGGUACAUUUUUUUUGCCACUGUUGGAGGAUAUGGUUUGGGAUACUGGUUGUUUGGCUUAACAAUGAUGCAUUUGUCAGCAAAGAAUUUACUUAAAUCCCAAGAUAUUCCAAUCAGAUGUAAAAACUGUACUAGAAUCAAUGUUAACAAAAAAGAUACUACCGAGGAUAGUAUUAGUACUGAUAUAAGUGACGAUAUAGGACCUAGCACAAGUUCUGUGGUUGAAGUGGAAAUACAUACCUAAUAGAUUGUAAUAUAAUAUAUUAUAUUUUUAUAAAAUAUUAUACUUUAUGGAAAUAUUAUUUUCUGAAAUGUUAAGAUACUUGUAUAAACUUUUAUUUUAUAAUCAAGAAAUUUAAAAUAUGUUUGUUGUUACCAUUUAUCCACAUGUUUAUUCAUUUAUUGGCAAACCAAAGAUAUUAUUUAUUUAUUAAUUAAAAUUUGUUUUAAGCUACUGUUGAUACCAUUAUUUCUAUUGUAUUGAAUAAACUGUACAUAGAAGUUCAACUGACAGUCUUAAAAACAAUGGAUUAUUUUUAAUUUCAAUGCAAGAAUAACAUUUUAUAUAAAUUGAAUUACUGAUUAUAAAUAUUAUCCUGUUAUACUUUGGUAGUUGACUAUAAUUAUUAUCUUCAAUCAUUACAUUUAUAAUUAUGUGUUAUAUAUUUUGUAACAACAGAAUCUUGCAAUAAUAUCUUUUACAUAAAAACAUGUUUGUUGGUUUUAAUAAUUUAUUGUUAAGUAAUUAGGUAUAUGAUAAAUUUAUAUUUUAUAUAUUAUUAUUGACAUUUUUGUUUUUAUAUAUUAUAGUUGUUAACUAAGUGUAAGGCUCAUAAUUUUUUACUCAAUAACUGAAAAUUUGUCCAACAAUAUAUUUUUUAUUAUAAAUUAUAAAUAUGUUUCAUAGUUAAAAA
Messenger RNA from Acyrthosiphon pisum (pea aphid), 1308 nucleotides. RefSeq names its product copper transporter-like. Gene Ontology annotation, cellular component: membrane. Gene Ontology annotation, biological process: copper ion transmembrane transport. Gene Ontology annotation, molecular function: copper ion transmembrane transporter activity. The record is from RefSeq and is marked provisional. Lineage: Eukaryota; Metazoa; Arthropoda; Insecta; Hemiptera; Aphididae.